GCAGUGCAUAGAGGAGUGGCUGUGGAGGAAACAGUCCUGUCCAACCUGUCAUGUCCAGGUGUGCAUACCUCAGCCUCUCUACUGGAGCUCCACCAGGGUCAAGGUCCCCUGAGACCUCCCUGAGACCGGACUAUGUCUUCAAACAGCUCCUCUGAUUUUAUUACAGAGAUCUGAUCCCAUCCUGUGAAACUCGGUUACAGCUCAGCUGUGACGACAGACUUCAGGUCUGUGAGAGCGAUACAUGACUGUCUCUUCAUGCUCCGUUUAUUGGGCUGGAUAAGUUUUCACUGCAAGACCAACAAGUUCUCUACAGUUCAGCCGGCUGCCUUUAUAGCACAGCAAAACCACUGGAGCCCUGAUUUUACUCCAGAAAAUCAGCGUUAUCGCUGGUUUUUAAGAGAUUUACAGUGGAGAACCUCACGGAUCAAUCAAUGACUCAUAGCUGCUGAUGGUCAAACCAGCUUCAUCCAGGGGUUCCCAUUGGUCCAGGUUGGCGGAUCUUUGACGGCUGAAGAUCCAACACUAUCAAGAUCAACUCAGGACAAAACACAUUUAAACCUUUUAAACAGGCUGCAUUUCUCUGGCCAAGUAUUUACAAGGACUUUCUCUUUAUUGGGAAAAUAUCUUUAUUUACCAGUUAAUUUUGCACUCUGUUUUCUUUUACAUUGGCUAGAUUUGCUUACAGUUGGUAUGUUUUGCAUUUUGAGCUUAUUUCUAAAUAUUCUGAGAUGCUUGAUAAAUAAGAAAAAAACUUUUAUGAAAUAAAACUGAAGCUAUGGUUCUAAAACACAACAGAAUAAUAUUUAAGCUGAUUUACAACAACUUUAACCUCAUUGUAAUGCUUUUUUUUUUAAAGCUUUACGAAUGUUAUAAUGUUUUCCUUUUUUUGACUGAUUACAUAUGUACAAACAUGGGUGCCGGCUGAAUGUUGCUUUAACAAUGUAAAAAACAUCCAAGGGUAUAAAGCCGUAAGUUUACUUUAAUAAAAAAUAGCUAUUUUAGUUUUAUCUGAAGAAAUUGUCUUAUUUAAGUAACAUCAACAAAAUAUUCCUCAUAUAAAUGUUCGGGGUGAAACAGCGCCUCCCUCUGACGCGUUGUGGCCAGAGGCGGUACUGCAGGCGGAAGUGCUGCACCUGUUGAGGUAAAAGUCUGUUCCUCCUGCCGGAAACUUUGACGGCUCACCUGGUCAACCUGGACCCACCGACCCGCGGCCUGCUGGGAGGUUCUGGACGUUCUGCGGCGGUUCUGGAAGGAGAGCGGGUCCAUGGAUAAACUGAAGCAAGUUCUGGGCGGGCAGGACGGCGGCGGCAGCUCGGAUGGGAGCGGCAUACUGGAGAGAGCCAAUCAGGCGUCCACUCUGGCCUGGGGGACCCGGAUGAAGGGCUUCGUCAUCUGCUUCAUACUGGGGGCCGUCUGCUCCAUACUGGCUACCUGCCUGCUGUGGAUCCCAGGGUUUGGACUUCCUGUGUUCGCUGUCCUCUACACCGUAGGAAACCUCUGCGCUCUGGCCAGCACCAUGUUCCUGAUUGGUCCGUUACGGCAGCUGAAGAACAUGUGCGCUAAGGUCCGAGCCCUGGCCACCGCCAUCAUGCUGGUCUGCCUGGUUCUGACUCUGUGCGCUGCAUUCUGGUGGAAGAACAACGGCUUGGCGCUGCUGUUCUGUGUGCUGCAGUUUCUGGCCUUCACCUGGUACGGCCUGUCUUACAUCCCAUUCGCCAGGGACGCUGUCAUCAAGCUGUUCUCCCUCUGCAUGUAGAGCCACCAAUCAGGACAAGGGAUGCUGGGGUGUGUAUCCAAUCAGGAAUCAGGUUUUAUUUAUUAAUAAUCACAUUGGAUCUAAUUCGCCAUGUUAACAUAGAAUGACGCAGCUUUAGUUUCAUAUUAUUGCAUUUCAGAUUCAGGCUAAAAUAUUUAAAGUUUAUUUAAACUACGGUGGAGUUUUGGGGCCAGACUAAAGGAUCCUGACUUUAUUCACCUUUUGUUACUUUUUCUGAUAUUGUUGCAGCUCUGUUACCAAAUUAUGAUGUUAUUUCUGAGUUAUUAUUAUGUCACUGUGACGUUGUUGCAACUUCACUCAUAAUUUCACUAAACUAAAUUCUUUUAGUCUAACCCAAAUUCCAUAUUGUGAAAAAUAAAUGAACAUAUAAACGUUAAAUUUUAAAGCUUCUUGGUCACAUUUAUGCUCUUCUUCAGCUGUUUUAUAAUAUUUAAUAUUCUGAUCACAAAACACUUCAAAUGUAGUGAAUUAUUCACAGAUUGUGUCAUAAUAAUUACACUACUGAAUGUGAGCCAGUUAUUUAUUAUUAUUAUUAAAAAAGGUGAAGAAAAUGGAAAUAUGAGGAUAAUUUUUAUUGAAUUGAUAAUAACUGUAUUAUUUUAAUCUAUUUAUUUGAUUUGUUUUGGUUUUCAUUUGGCCGUGUUGUUGUUCCAUAUUAGCAGGGUCUGUUGGUUCAAGCUUUAAUUCCUGUGUAAUAAUUAUGUAUUUUAUUAAUAUGAAUGUAUGUGAAAACCUGGCCUUAUUAUUAUUAUUAUUAUUAUUAUUAUUAUUAUUAUUAUUAUUAUUAUUAUUAUUAUUAUUAUUAUUAUUAUUAUUAUUAUCAGCUGCAGAGCUGAUGAUCAUUUUGCCUGAGAACAAAUCCACUAAUGUUCCUUCGAUCAUUAUGACACAUUUCAUCAGAAUUAUUUAUUAAUUGAUUCCUUUAUGGAAAUGAUUGUAAAUAUUUCCUGCUUUAACACAUUUCAUUGAUUUCUUUAAUAUUUAAUUGAAAUAUUUUGAUAAAUUCUUUAAAUUUGAGCAUUUCAAUGAGGGAUCCUCCUUCCUGUAAGUUUUAGCUUGACUAAUAUCAGAAACAUCUAGCGCCCCCUUCAGUCCCGGUGAGGAAGUGGAAGAUGGUUUUACUUUCAUGAGAACAUUUUUGUGUUUGUAUAAUUUGAAUUUGUGUUUCUGAACAUCCUUUUUUCUCCAGAAGUUUUGUAUUUCCUGUCAAAUCUGAAUAAAUGUAUUUUUGAGGCAAA
Poeciliopsis prolifica (blackstripe livebearer) is the source of this 3015-nucleotide messenger RNA. RefSeq names its product vesicle transport protein SFT2B-like. Gene Ontology annotation, cellular component: membrane. NCBI's taxonomy places the organism in Eukaryota, Metazoa, Chordata, Actinopteri, Cyprinodontiformes, Poeciliidae. Bases 1265 to 1756 code for a protein of 163 amino acids. Gene Ontology annotation, biological process: vesicle-mediated transport. The transcript is spliced from 8 exons. The record is from RefSeq and is a predicted model, not a curated record.